Messenger RNA from Penicillium chermesinum, 267 nucleotides. RefSeq names its product U4/U6-U5 snRNP complex subunit LSM3. The record is from RefSeq and is a predicted model, not a curated record. The transcript has 3 exons. Gene Ontology annotation, biological process: mRNA splicing, via spliceosome; P-body assembly. Gene Ontology annotation, molecular function: RNA binding. Bases 1 to 267 code for a protein of 88 amino acids. Gene Ontology annotation, cellular component: P-body; precatalytic spliceosome; U4/U6 x U5 tri-snRNP complex. NCBI's taxonomy places the organism in Eukaryota, Fungi, Ascomycota, Eurotiomycetes, Eurotiales, Aspergillaceae.
AUGGCCGACAACGAGGAUACAGGCGCCCCUGUAGCGGAGCCUCUGGACCUUGGCCGACUCCACGUGAGUAUCACCUCUGCCCGUGAGCCUCGUCAUGCGAUUCCCCCUCCUGACAGAACGACUACGACACAGGCAUAUGACAGUCAUUGCAACCUUGUCCUAGGCGAUGUCGAGGAGACUAUAUACGUCGUGGAUGAAGACGAUGAGACCGAGGAGAACCUGCGGACAAUCAAGAAGCAGGAGGAGAUGCUCUUCGUUCGAGGUUAG